AUGACCAAAAAGCAGGCUGUCCGCGCAAAAGAAUGGCAAGUAGACAUCCUAAAGAACAUGCACGCAGAAGAGCCUCGGCCGUCAGCUUCUCAAAGACGUAGACUGGCUGUGGAGACUGGCUUGGAUGAAGUUUGGAUCAGGAACUGGUUUAUUAGGUACAACAAACGAUCAGGCUCUCGCCCUCUCGGUGGUUCUACUCCGACGCGCCGUGGGGGAUCGCUAAUGCAUACAAUAAAGCUGAUUGUGCCACGAUCUGACACCACGAUUCACUCUGAUACGUCAAGGUCCCAAGGUCCCUCUCCUGCGCAUCCUGUCUUGUCCCCGGGAACGUCAGAUAUUCUUCCGCCGUUAGACACACUUCUCGCUUCGGUCAACGGCCAAGCGGUCAAAUAUUACUCCAGGCGAAUGCUGCAUCCCAGUUACACUCAGGUUCUCCCGCAAUCAGUCGACCCCCGUUUCCUCGGCUACAUUCCAGGCGCGCCAUCUGCUUUGGGGUCCAGAUCCAGUUCAAGUUCGUCUUCCUCAUGCUACUCGUCCUUGGGAGAAGAGAACGCCUUCCCGCGGAAUACAAGAAAGUGGCGAUACUCCAGGGACCCGCUUCACAACCGAUACCCAGACUUUUCAGCGUUCUUCCUUCCGACGCCUUGUGAUGCCAUCUGCGACGCUGCCGGAAUGCCGGAGUUUUCACCAAUCGCCACGUCAUCCCCGAUGCAUAGUCCUUCGAGCCUCAGCACUGUAUUGUCUCCGGAUUUCACCCUUUCCACCAUGCCGAUGCAUUCACCAAUUGCUUUGCCUGUAUCUUUUCCCGCAAGGUUGUCUUUCCUGCACGCCAUGCAGGCAGAAGAGGCACUCGAUUUUGCACGAGACUCGUUAUCUCCCAGCCAUUGA
Molecule: messenger RNA, 888 nt
Organism: Suillus paluster
Lineage: Eukaryota; Fungi; Basidiomycota; Agaricomycetes; Boletales; Suillaceae
Exons: 2
Coding region: 1-888 (295 amino acids)
Molecular function (GO): DNA binding
Source: RefSeq, a predicted model, not a curated record